GCGUCGCCGGAGCAGACGGAUCCGGCGGCGGGCGGCGGGCGGCGGUGAGGUGAAGUGAUAUUCAUCGAUCAGGAGGAGGAGGAGGAGGAUGACGAACGGGGCGGGGGCGGGGGCAGGGGGAGGGUUGGGGGGCACGAGGGUGCCGACGUGGAGGGAGAGGGAGAACAACCGGCGGAGGGAGCGGCGGCGGCGGGCGAUCGCGGCCAAGAUCUACGCGGGGCUCAGGGCCUACGGCAACUACAACCUGCCCAAGCACUGCGACAACAACGAGGUGCUCAAGGCGCUCUGCAACGAGGCCGGGUGGACCGUCGAGCCCGACGGCACCACCUACCGCAAGGGAUGUAAACCUCCUCCGUCAGAGCGUCCUGAUCCAAUUGGGAGAUCGGCUUCACCAAGCCCUUGCUCUUCCUAUCAACCAAGUCCGCGGGGUUCAUACAACCCAAGUCCUGCAUCAUCUUCUUUUCCAAGCUCUGGAUCCUCCUCUCAUAUCACCCUUGCUGGAAACAACUUGAUCGGUGGUGUCGAGGGAAGCUCCCUCAUCCCAUGGCUGAAGACACUUCCAUUGAGUUCCUCCUAUGCCUCUUCCUCCAAGUUCCCACAGCUUCACCAUCUAUAUUUCAACGGAGGCUCCAUUAGUGCACCGGUGACACCUCCAUCCAGCUCCCCUACCCGUACACCUCGCAUGAGGACUGAUUGGGAGAACGCAAGUGUUCAGCCACCAUGGGCUAGUGCGAAUUAUACAUCCCUUCCCAACUCUACACCACCUAGCCCAGGCCACCAGAUUGCACCAGACCCUGCAUGGCUCGCAGGAUUUCAGAUAUCAUCUGCUGGUCCCUCGUCGCCAACAUACAACCUUGUUUCGCCGAAUCCAUUCGGGGUUUUCAAAGAGGCUAUCGCGAGCACUUCAAGGGUGUGCACCCCUGGUCAGAGCGGAACAUGUUCCCCUGUAAUGGGUGGCGUGCCGGCUCAUCACGAUGUUCAGAUGGUUGAUGGUGCGCCGGAUGAUUUUGCCUUUGGGAGCAGCAGCAAUGGCAAGAACGAAUCGCCUGGACUCGUCAAGGCGUGGGAGGGGGAGCGGAUACACGAAGAAUGUGCCUCUGACGAGCUGGAGCUUACGCUUGGGAGCUCGAAGACUCGUGCGGAUCCCUCCUGAUCAUGAUUCAAGAGCAUCUCUUCUUCGGUUGGGUUUAUUUCAUAUUUAUUUGUAUGUUGCUCAUCCGUUUUUUAAGUUCAGUGUUGUGGAAAGAGAGAAGGGAACUCAGAGAUCCUACCAUGGUCCUCUGCAGAUGAUUAUCCAUCCUCUUUCAGAAAUCUGAACUUGUUUUAGCCUAUGCAACUUAUUAACUUUUUUCUUUUAUUUACUUUGUUUUACUUCUUGGUUUUUUAUAUUUUUCCUUUAGAAUUGAUAAGAAAAUACGGGAAGGGAAAGGAGUGCUUGAAGGAAAGGAGUUCUUUAUUUUUUUUUCAUGUGCUCCCGUAACAAGUUUUAGCUGUCCUUGCUAUGACUGUUGUCGCUCUGUACUUCUGUCGGAAGUGUGUACAUUGUAAGUGGAUCAUUGAUUGGAUUCUGUUAUGUCUUUCCUGAUUGAAGUUGCUAGAAUUACAAGUUCGUGCUCCCCUUUUAGGAUACCUUUUGUCCAAGUUGAUGUUUACAUUGUCUUGCUGAGUUGCUGUCAUUGUCCUACCUGUUGUAUGUCGUCUCCAAUUAUAGAACCUCAGU
This is a messenger RNA of Oryza brachyantha (malo sina), 1720 nucleotides long. Its product is annotated as protein BZR1 homolog 3. Gene Ontology annotation, biological process: brassinosteroid mediated signaling pathway; DNA-templated transcription. The transcript has 2 exons. Bases 89 to 1153 code for a protein of 354 amino acids. Gene Ontology annotation, molecular function: DNA-binding transcription factor activity. NCBI's taxonomy places the organism in Eukaryota, Viridiplantae, Streptophyta, Magnoliopsida, Poales, Poaceae. The record is from RefSeq and is a predicted model, not a curated record.